AUGGCCGUUACACUCACUUCUGCUAUGCUCGCUGCGGGACGGGUUGAUGGAUUCCCCGUGUACGACGGGAAAUCGCUCGAAAUAUGCACUGUCUCCAAUGGCACCACAACGUGUUCGGUCGUACCUGCCAUCAAAGACCCCGAGGAAGCACUGGAAAACAAGCUCUUCGGCGGUUUGAACGCAACUGAGCUUAACAAAGCGCUGGACGGGUUGAUAUCUUCGAGCCAGUCUCAGUUCUCAAAGAGGAGCGGCUUAGACAUAUCACCUGUGUUUGAUCAGAAUCGCUUGAACGGUGUCCGUGUAGGAGAAACGGUCCUAUCGCUGAAGUGUGUGGAGUCCUUUGUAUGGAUAAACGAUACCCUCAAAGAUGCGAAGCGUGAAGAUCUGGUCACUCUGGCCUUUCACGCUUGGGUUUUUGUGAUGAUGGUAUUGACGGUUGUCAACGAGUCAAUCCCCCAUCUUGUUGCGUCGUUGGCCGCAUGCAUUUUGGGUACCGCUUGGGCAGGGGCCCGAAUCCAGACGGCCAAAAGCUGGCACUGGAUGUACCGCCGCUACAUCAUGCUUGGUUCCUGUGAUGGCACGGACUUGCUGGGUGAUUGGUUCAAGCUGCGAGCGAGACCUGCUAUCCCUAUUGUGUUUAUAAACGCGCUCUCCACAUUUGCUUUUUUGUAUUUGUCCAUCAGCAUAUACAAGACUUAUUCUAAGCGGACGAUCGCCCGGGCUGGCGCGUCAAAAGAGGUUCAGCGUAUCUACAAGUUCGCUCUGUUAUUCUCUGCCAGUUUGAAUUUGGCGGCAUUCUUCAACGUGGUGUCGGCUUCGAUAUGGAUCGACAAGGUCUCCAGCAGCGCAUUGAGGGGUGUUGCUGACCAUAUCCAAGUUUAUCAAGCACUCUUCAUCGUGUCUCUCCUGCUAGAGUUGCCUUGGUUGAUUUCCGGAUGGAUGUCUGUUCGCAAGGAGUCGAGACUCCUUUUCGUCUUUUUCAUGGGUGUUGGCAUCGUCCCAUUCGCGAUCGCAACUGUCAUGUUCACUAGCGAGGUGUACGGGUUCAUCUUCCACACCUGGACGUUCUUCGCAACCGUUACAAUCACGUCCUACGCGUUCAGCAUCACUACGCUAUUCAUUGGAGCGUUCUGUAGGACGCAGUUCGGCAAAGGCCUCGCCCAUUUCCUGCAAGUCGAACAGGCGCUAGAGCAGCUCGACUUCACGCCGGUGUAUCUUUCGAAGGAUCUAGAGGCCAGGUCGACUGAUGAUAGGUUCUCCUUUUCUGGAGCUAUGCCAUUCCCCGACACGGAUACGAAGCGCAUACGCGCGGUUCCCUCACUUUCUAUGAUGUGGAACAACGACGCGAGAAGCGAGAAAAGUGCUUCAGGCGCUGAGUCCAUCUUCACUGUCCCGGGCAGUCGACGGGGGUCGUCCCAAACCGUCCUCGAUCUACGCGAACUACCGAGACAUCCUAGCUACGCGUCGUCAACCUCCAGGCGGGCGCCCACUCUUUCCACUAGGCAUGAGUCUGUCGCCAGCUCGAUCCUUGAGGUGUCCGAGAAACCGCCCACGCUCGCUCCAAUAUCUCCCCUGUCGAGUUUCCAUGACACUAAAUCCGUCAGGCGAGGGCCGUCGAACUUAUCCCAGCAAGUCACCGCUUCGAGUUAUAGCAAGGCAGGCCCGGCGCGUCCCCCCGGACUGGGGUUACCAGUCAGUCCUGCACAGGCAGUGCGACCCGCUCUCUCCAGGCGAUCGGCAGCACCUGUUAGACCACUCCCCUCCUCGUUUAGCCCUGAACCCCAGAUGCCGUUACCCCCGCUCCCUUCUCCGCCUUCGUCUCAGCAGGGCUGA
Pleurotus ostreatus (oyster mushroom) is the source of this 1833-nucleotide messenger RNA. RefSeq lists its product as uncharacterized. The transcript has 11 exons. Bases 1 to 1833 code for a protein of 610 amino acids. Lineage: Eukaryota; Fungi; Basidiomycota; Agaricomycetes; Agaricales; Pleurotaceae. Gene Ontology annotation, cellular component: Golgi apparatus. The record is from RefSeq and is a predicted model, not a curated record.